UGUAAAAGUUACCAUGCUAACCAUUUCUAAGUGUACAAUUCAGUGGCAGUAAGUACAUUCACAGUGUUGUGUGACCAUCACUACCAUCUAUUUCCAUAACUUUUCAACAUUCCAGAAACUCUGUAUACCCUUUAAGCUAUAGGGGAGGAAAAAUGGCUUCUGUCCUAGGUUCUUUGGCUGGGCUAUGAAUUAAACUGACAUAAGACAGAUUAACAGGGGAAACCCCAUAUUUAAUUAUAUACAUACACUUGGGUGUCCCACAAAAUGUGAAACUGAGAAGAGUCGGUGGUUGAAACUUAGGUAGCCUUCUGAGCUGCAGAAGGGAACAGAGGCUGGGGGCUACUGGGGGUGGUGGAGACAGGUUAUGAGAGGGCUGAGGAGGAACCGUGUGGUGAGUAAAGUUCUCAGGUAAUAAAAGUUGUCUUGGAGCAGCUCUCUUCUGAUGCAGAUACUUUUACUAAUGUAGAUUUCCUUUAUAGAUGUAAGUUUCUUUUUUUUUUUACAAAAGGACAGCUUUUCAGCGCUAUUCCUGGGCCUGCAGUUUCUCAGAAUAACCAGCUCAAAAUAUGCCACAGAAGAAUAUUUUGGGGUGGCAUAUUCUGAUCUCCUACCGUCAUAUUUUGGAAUGGUGUGUCCUGAGUCCCAGCAAAGCAGUAGCUCCUCACUUCCCUCUUCCCCUAGCCCAUGCAAUCCACGGAGGAGGAGGAGGAGGAGGAGUUCCAGUUCCUGCGCUGCCAGCGCUGUAAGGCGGAAGCCAAGUGCCCCAAGCUGCUGCCUUGCCUGCACACGCUGUGCUCUGGAUGCCUGGAGGUGCCGGUCACGCAGUGCCCCAUCUGCCAGGAGCCCUGGCCCCCAGGCUCUGACUUGCUACCCCUGGAUAACGUCUUUUUCGAGAGUCUGCAGCGGCGUCUGUCGGUGCACCGGCAGGUCAUGGACGAGAGGGCAGUUUGCGUCCGCUGCAGAGAGUUGGCAGACUUUUGGUGCUUUGAGUGUGAGCAGCUCCUCUGUGGCAAGUGCUUCGAGGCGCACCAGUGGUUCCUCAAGCACGAGGCCCGGCCCCUGGCCGAGCUGCGCAGCAAGUCGGUGCAUGAGUUCCUGGAUGGCACGCGCAAGUCCAACAACAUCUUCUGCUCCAACCCCAACCACCGCACCCCUGAGCUGACCAGCAUCUACUGCCGGGGCUGCCGCAAGCCGCUGUGCUGCUCGUGCGCGCUCCUGGACAGCGACCACAGCGCGCUCAAGUGCGACAUCAGCGCGGAGAUCCGGCAGCGGCAGGAGGAGCUGGACGCCAUGACGCAGGCGCUGCAGGAGCGGGACGGCGCCUUCGGCGCGGCGCAUGCGCAGCUGAGCGCGGCCGUCGGCCAGCUGGCCCGCGCGCGCGCCGACACGGAGGAGCUGAUCCAGGCGCGCGUGCGCCAGGUGGUGGCGCUCGUGCUGGCGCAGGAGCGCGAGCUGCUGGAGGCGGUGAACGAGCGCUACCAGCGCGACUAUGAGGCGAUGGCGAGCCGGCUGGGCAGCCUGGACGCCGUGCUGCAGCGCAUCCGCACCGGCGGCGCGCUCGUGCGGAGGAUGAAGCGCUACGCAUCGGACCAGGAGGUGCUGGACAUGCACGGCUUCCUGCGCGAGGCGCUCUGCCGCCUGCAGCGGGAGGAGCCCCAGAACCUGCAAGCCGCCGUGCGCACCGAGGGGUUCGACGAGUUCAGGGCGCGCCUGCAGGACCUCAUCUCCAGCAUCACCCAGAGGACAGAUGCAGUUCUCUCCAGGAGAGCCAGCCCAGAGGCUACCAGCACUCUCAGGGACUCUUCUGACAUUGACUCGCCUGAGGAGACCCAGAGAGUCCAGAUGCAGGCACCGGCCCAGGCGUUGGGGCUGGCCGAAGCCCAGCCCGUGGCAGUGGUGCAGUCGGUGCCGGGGGCACACCCUGUGCCGACGUUUGCCUUCUCCAUCAGAGAUGCCUCCUAUGGAGAGGAGGUCUCCAAUACGGCCACGCCCCAGAAGAGGAAGUCCUGCCAGACCCAGUGCCCCAGGAAGCUCAUCAAGAUGGAGUCUGAGGAGGAGAAGGAGGCAAGGUUGGCCCUGAGCUCCCCAGAGCAGCCCAGGCCCAGCACCUCCAAGGCAGUCUCGCCACCCUGCCUGGACAGGCUGCCCAGCCCCAGGAGCCCCUUCACGGAAACUGAUUUCAACCUGCCCAACAGCAACCAUGCGACCGGCAGCCCUGGGGAGGCAGAGGAGCGCGUCGUGGUGAUCAGCAGCUCGGAAGACUCAGACGCCGAACACUCGUCCUCCCGAGAGCAGGACGACAGCAGCAGCGAGUCCAGUGACCUCCAGCUGGAGGGCCCCUCCCUCAGGGUCCUGGAAGCGAACCUCGAUGAACUCCAAGCGGAAGACAGGCCCCUGGUUUUCUUUGACCUCAAGAUUGACAAUGAAACCCAGAAGAUUAGCCAGCUGGCAGCCGUAAAUCGGGAAAGCAAGUUCCGUGUGGUCAUCGAGCCCGAGGCCUUCUUCAGCAUCUACUCCAAGGCCGUCUCCCUGGAGGUGGGGCUGCAGCACUUCAUCUGCUUCCUGAGCUCCAUGCGCCGCCCCAUCUUGGUCUGCUACAAGCUGUGGGGGCCUGACCUCCUGAGCUUCUUCUGGGCCCUGGAGGACAUUAACAGGCUGUGGGAAUUCCAGGAGGCCAUCUCGGGCUUCCUGGCUGCCCUGCCCCUUAUCCAGAAGUGCGUGCCCGGGGCCAGCAGCUUCAAACUCAAGAACCUGGCCAAGACCUACCUGGCAAGAAACAUGAGCGAGCGCAGCGCCAUGGCCACCGUGCUGGCCAUGCGGGACCUGUGCCACCUCCUCGAGGUCUCCCCGGGGCCCCAGCUGGCCCAGCACAUCUACCCCUUCAGUAACCUGCAGUGCUUCGUCUCCCUGCAGCCGCUGGUGCGGGUGUCCAUGCUGACCCGGGCCGAGGCCCGCCUCCUGGCCCUGCACAACGUGAGCUUCCUGGAGCUGCUGCGCGCAUACCGCCAAGACCCGCAGGGGGGCCUGAAGAGGUACAGCUGCUACCUGAGCCUGCAGUCCGCUGUGUCGCCCCCCGCCCAGCCGGACCUCAGACUGCAGGCUCUGAGCUCCUACUUUGAAAGCCUACUGAAGGGGCCCGCCUCAGCACGGGCCGACGGCAUCGCUACUCCUCUCGCUGGCCACGGCUUGGCAGAAGGGGCCUCCCAGAAGAGCUGAAAGGAGGGAUGACUGGCUUGGGCUCUCUGGUGGGCAGAGAGGGAUGGGGUUUCUCUGAGCCAGGCCUCACCCAUCACAGCAUUCCUAGGUCCUGGUACCCAGUAUUCAGUUGUUAUUUGGUCCAGAAUCAGUUCCCUUUCUCUGGGAUCCAAUUCCUCUUCUCUAAAAAUCCUACAACGAAGGUUCCAAGUACAAACACCCACCACCCUGGAGGCAGACCAGACCCCCGGCCCCUCCCUCCUGGAGCCAGAACCAGGGAGGUCCUGACUGAGGAAGGCACGACCUCUGGGCUCCCUAAGUGGCCCCAGUCUUGCCCCAGCCCUCCCACCUGCUGCCACCUGGGUGUCCUUGCAGCUCCUCCCAGACCCCAGCCACUGCCUCAAGGGACCUGCUGACAGCUCCCACAGAGAGCGGACUGAGGUCUGACUGCAGCCUCAGCAACCCUGCAGGAACCCAAAGUGCCUUUCAAACCAAACUGCCACUCCUGAGUUUGGGUUCUCCCAGCCUCUGCCUGCCCGGAGGCCAGCUCUGUUCACGUCCCCUCUCCUCCUCACAUCAUCAAAGAUGGUUGCCAUGCCUGAGCCCACUUCCACAGUCUGACCCUCAAAGCUUGCUUCCUUCCUCCUGGCCACACAAAUGCCUCUGCCUAGUCUGGCUUUCUCUUUGGUCAUCAGGCCACCAGCAUGGCCCUACCAGCAUGGCCCUUCACAGCCUCCACCCUCAGUCCUCCCAAGGAAUGUCCCGCACCACUCAGCUUGUAGUCCAGGGAUCUGCAGCAUUGCAUCUCCUGAGAGCUUCUUAAAAAUGCAGGCCCACGGGCUCUCCCUUAGACCCCUGGAGUCAGAAUCUUUGGGGGUGGGACCCAGUGAUCUGUGUUUUAACAGGUCUCCAGAUCAUUCUGACGCAUGUGCAAGUUUGAGAACCACUGCUCUAAUAGACCACACUGCUGAGGGGAAGCAGUGUGCAACAGCAGAGAAAGUUCUGUCCCUGUUCCUGCCUGUGUGCAUUGAGUGUGACCUAGGAAAAGGCCCCCUCCUGAGCUCCAGUGUCCCCAUCUGUAAAAUGGGUUGAUUGGGCUGCCUGGUCUCAGAGCCCCCAUCCAGCUUUGCCAUCCUAGAUUUUCAGGAGUAGACAACAGGCCUCUGAGGCAGUGGACAAAAAGAUUUCUCAUCCUUGAACCCUAGCUCCCAUUCUAUGCCACUGCUCCCCAACCUUGUGGGCAAACCAGACAUCAGCAGCAGAACGCAAGCAGGUCAAGCCUGUCCCUCUCGUUAGCAGAACCACUGUCCCAUCCUCCUCCCUCUCUUCCCUGAUCCUGGGAUGCUUCCCAAACAGCCCAGGCCUCCAGCCUCAAUGGCUGAUGGCCUCAGCCUUCACAUCAGUGAAAUCUGUGUACCCUGCUUCAGCCCCAUCCAGGAGGUGCCCUGAAGAUCCACUGAGGAAUCUGUAGGAACCUGUUCCCCCUGUGGGAGUGCUGGCUUUCACAGGGAACUCAGAUGCAUUUAAAAUAAGAUUCUGAUGCCAGACUGUUAAAGCCAGUGUUGGCUCUGAGGAUCCUAUGGAAACAGGCUGAUGGAUGAAGGGGAGGUAGGAGGCUGGGACCCCUCCCCCGGCUGUGCUGACAGUCUCUGCAGCUGGCAAGGCAGCACCUGGGCAGCUCCUCCUGUCAUCCUCCCCCCGGCCUAGCCGCGGCAGCGGCACCCGCUGGCUUCCAGUCGCACCGUGCUUGCUAGCUUCAGAUGUGGUUGAGGGGCACUCUGCCCUAUCUCCACUGUCUCAGCCUUUAAUAAAGAUGUGACUCUUGAA
This is a messenger RNA of Microcebus murinus (gray mouse lemur), 5022 nucleotides long. It is a transcript of the gene PML, whose product is annotated as PML nuclear body scaffold. Gene Ontology annotation, biological process: suppression of viral release by host; innate immune response; intrinsic apoptotic signaling pathway in response to DNA damage. Gene Ontology annotation, cellular component: PML body; nucleoplasm. Gene Ontology annotation, molecular function: zinc ion binding. The record is from RefSeq and is a predicted model, not a curated record. NCBI's taxonomy places the organism in Eukaryota, Metazoa, Chordata, Mammalia, Primates, Cheirogaleidae.